Messenger RNA from Lindgomyces ingoldianus, 525 nucleotides. RefSeq lists its product as uncharacterized. The record is from RefSeq and is a predicted model, not a curated record. NCBI's taxonomy places the organism in Eukaryota, Fungi, Ascomycota, Dothideomycetes, Pleosporales, Lindgomycetaceae. The transcript is spliced from 7 exons. Bases 1 to 525 code for a protein of 174 amino acids.
AUGCCGUUGACUGUGGCUGGUCGUGUUAGUGUGAUGGCCCCCCAUCCUAGCGAUGUUUUGAACUUCCUGAGGAUAAUCCUCCUUUCAGACCGGGUUGGACACCGGCGCAGUGGUACAAGACUAAGCAGCGACUCAGGUCCCAAAACUGUGCGACUUGUAUUGCAUGACCAUUCAGUCUCUCUUAGGAAAAUUAAAGCGACUGAGCGAGGCAAGAUAUAUGCCUUAAAACUCCAACUACCUUGCAUCUUCAGAGAAAAAGGAUAUGUCGUGCGAGAAGGACGUCGUGACAUGGCGACCGACCGACCGAUGGUCUUUACCUACGAGAUGAUAUUUGAACGACUGCUCGGUGGUGAACGAAAUGUCUCAAAUGAAUUCAUUGAGACAGAAGAAAUCGAGCUAUUAGGGAGAUUUUGUCAUGAUUCAACAACUGCUAGAAGGUUGACCUCAACGGCUCGUUCGGGCCACCAUCUAAGAGGAGCUGUCCGUACGUUGCCUGAAACGUUGGCUAUCUGGCCUGUGCGUUAG